Messenger RNA from Harpegnathos saltator (Jerdon's jumping ant), 861 nucleotides. RefSeq names its product D-aminoacyl-tRNA deacylase (gene Dtd). NCBI's taxonomy places the organism in Eukaryota, Metazoa, Arthropoda, Insecta, Hymenoptera, Formicidae. The record is from RefSeq and is a predicted model, not a curated record. The transcript is spliced from 4 exons. The coding region runs from base 306 to 806 and encodes 166 amino acids. Gene Ontology annotation, cellular component: cytoplasm. Gene Ontology annotation, molecular function: D-tyrosyl-tRNA(Tyr) deacylase activity. Gene Ontology annotation, biological process: tRNA metabolic process.
CAUGUCCUUAACAAUAUAUAUCAAGGUCAUGAACUUUUGAGGAGGUUAACCUUAUGUGCACAUUUACCGAAGUAGAGUGAACAAGAACCGUUCACGCUUUGCCGUUACCAUCAGAACGGACGUAGUGUAUAUACAUUUCCUCAGAGGGCGCGUUCGAGAAAAAACGUCUCGGGGUAUUCGGCCCAGUGGCCGGUCUUAAGCUCCUUUCUGGUAUAACCAAUCUCUAAUUGUUAUUAUUAAGAUAAACAAAGUGGAAGGAAGGAUAAUUAUUGUCGAAACAUACGUCAGGCUAAAUUACUUUUGACAUGAAAGCAGUAAUACAACGAGUAUCGAAAGCUUCGGUCCUAGUUGAUGGGGAAGUUAUUAGUAGCAUUGGUAAUGGACUAUGUAUAUUGAUUGGUAUAAAGAGAGAUGAUGGAAGAGCAGAUGUGGAAUAUAUAGUAAGAAAGAUAUUGAAUACCAAAAUUUUUGACGACAAUGGUAAAAGAUGGAGUGCCAGUGUAAUGGACAAGAAAUACGAAAUAUUAUGCAUUAGUCAGUUUACGCUAUAUCAUAUUUUAAAGGGGAAUAAAUUAGAUUUUCACAGAGCAAUGUCUGCACAAGAAUCAGAACCAUUUUAUAUGAAUUUUCUUGCUGAGCUUCGUAAAAAAUAUAGUCCAGAAUUGAUAAAAGAUGGUAAAUUUGGUGCAAUGAUGGAAAUCUCUAUACAUAAUAAUGGGCCAGUAACAUUGGAAAUAGAGUCUCCCACAAAAUCUAUUUCUAAUGAUGAUGUUGUGAAUAUUGAGAAGAAAGAAGUAUCUGAUUAAGCAAAACAUUUGUUUAUAUAUUAUGACAAAUUGAUAGCUUAAUAAACUUAUGUUG